AUGUCAAGCGCCAGUUUUCGCCUGGAAUCUUUCCGGCCGUGGAAUCCUUUCCGGGACAAAGCGCAGCCUGUACGAGAUUCUCCCGAUAUUUAUCGCUACCCAAGUCCUGUCUCUAUCACUACCACGCCUUCUCACUCCGAUUCUAGUGACUCAGCCUCAAAGAGCCAAAAGAAUCAUUCCCACAAACCCGAGAGGCAUCCACUUCCCGCCCGGCCGCCAGUGGAGGUUUGCUUGGAUGGCGGUCCCCAUUCGGACCCUCAAACUUCUCGACGCGAACCGGCGGAGUUGGGGCGAACGGCCUCCGCCGACAUUUACCGAGGCAAUUUCGACUCUGACGAGAUUUUGCAGUCGGAAGGCUUGUCAGCCGCCGAAGACGUCGAUUCUGCAAUGAUAUCCGCGGAUAUUCGUCUGGGCGCUGAGCAUCAAUCCCUCGGCGUCGAAUCCGGUGACUUAGAGCCUGCUGCUAUUCCUGGUCAGCAUCCUCAAGCUCGCGAUUCCGGAAAUCAGACUCAAACUGGAAGCGUUCCAGGCAAUGAAGCCAUCGUUCCCGCAAUCCUGAACGAUCAUGACUUUCCGGACGCUGAGCAGAUCCAAGCAACGGAGGAUAUCACCGGCAUCACAACACGUCCGAACCAACGUUCCUCGAACUGCACUCGCUCCUUGAGUAAGGACUCCACCUUGCAACGCAGGCGCCGAAAUGCAAAGGGGACAGUGGAUCUUGAUCGCCAGUCCUCCAAAAUAAGGAAACCUGCAGGUGCUGGGAACACAAAUACAACACGUGGUUCCGGUCGGUCCAAUAAAGGGCCCCGUCGUCGCAAAAGCGUCUUGUUUCCUGACGUUCGUGCUCAAUUCUUGGCCCUUCCAGUUGAAGACCGGCUCCAGUUCCUGUCCUGGCUGUUUGAGGGCGCUCUACCACACUGCACUUCUACGCGUGCCAACACAGAUGUCGCCUCUAUGUCAAGAUGCAUCUCUAGCCAAGAUGCGGACAUCUCAAACGACUGUGACCAGAGCCUCAACACCGACCUAGUUGACGAGCAGCACCCUCAUACGAGAAAAGGCUUACCAUUUUCCAUGGAAGAAAGUCGUCUAUUAGUGGAUCUCAGGGAAGAACAGAGACUUUCUUGGUCAGAGGCGACGAGACGGUUUGGACAAAAAUUCCCCGGGAGGAGUAAAGGGUCCAUACAAGUGUACUGGAGCACGACUCUCAAGAAACAGCGGCAAUCUCUACUGGAAGCCACAUAG
Messenger RNA from Penicillium argentinense, 1242 nucleotides. RefSeq lists its product as uncharacterized. NCBI's taxonomy places the organism in Eukaryota, Fungi, Ascomycota, Eurotiomycetes, Eurotiales, Aspergillaceae. Bases 1 to 1242 code for a protein of 413 amino acids. The transcript has a single exon. The record is from RefSeq and is a predicted model, not a curated record.